Plectropomus leopardus (leopard coralgrouper) is the source of this 1180-nucleotide messenger RNA. The record is from RefSeq and is a predicted model, not a curated record. NCBI's taxonomy places the organism in Eukaryota, Metazoa, Chordata, Actinopteri, Perciformes, Serranidae.
AACUUUUUUUUUCCAGAGACAGCAGCGGCGGCUCCUCCUCUCCACGCUCCAGACCUGCGGCCACAUCAGCGGGACGUUUCUCCAAAAAUACCGCUCCGUGAACAGCAGCCUCUGUCCGGUAACCGGCGGCUCUCCGGUGCUCCGCUGAUUCAUCUGUGAGCGCUCAGAGGGAUUAACGGGAGGACGGAGCGGGAGGUGAUGGAGCGGUCCCGUUAAAAGUUGAAGCCAAAGUGAAGCUGUGUGUGUGUGUGCGUGUGUGAGUGUGAGUGUGUGUCGGCGGCUCCUCCGGUGCUCCCACCGCGCGCAGCGAGCGGCUGUCCCCGCCUCGGAGGCCAUGGGCUGCGGCUUGAGGAAACUAGAAGACCCGGAGGACAGCAGCCCCGGGAAGAUCUACUCCACUCUGAAGAGACCGCAAGUGGAGACGAAAACGGAGACAGUGUACGAGUAUGUGCUGCUCGACUUCAGCCUGGAAGGUAGCCGUCCUACAGUUCAGUACGUGGCUUCGCUCUCCGAGCUGCCUCAGGCGCUGCAGCCCUACUACACACAGGGCUACGUCCUGACCGCCCUGCACCCCAUCAUCCUGUCUGUGGGCCGAACCCGCUCACUGCCCUUCAGUCUGCUCUACAGAGCCAUCCUGGCCCGUCCCAGACCGAGUAAGCAGAUGGCGUCCAUGUGCUACAGCGUGCCCAUGCUGAAGGUGGAGGAGUGGCCGUUACCCGGAGACUCGCUGACGGGCGACACGGUCAGAGCGCUCAUCGACAGGGUGAACAGCAGCGCUCGGGGAGGCGUUCGAUUCGUGGGCUCGGUCCUCCAGCAGGUGAGCGGGAUCACCAACGGCAGGGUGCACAGUCCGAAGAGGGGCUGCCGCUCCCCUCCACGCACCCCUCCCCGAACUCCGCCCGGAGACAGAGAGCUGGAGGAAAACACCUACAGUCCAGACUUGCGGUUGCUGGUCUUCUUCCACUCCUGGGCUCCGGGCUGCGCUCCUCUGGACUCGCUGGCCUGUCAGUACCACCAGGGGGCGCUCUCCAUGCGCGUCUCCAGGAAGGGUCAGGUGGUCAGCUCCCUGGAAGCUGAUUGGCUGGAGCUGACUGCCGCUUACUACCGCAAAGGCUGGUCGCUGGUGGACUCCUUCGUCUACUGGGACACGCCGAAAGGACUCAUAUACCACCUCAUGUAA